UCACAGGGCAUUGGGAAGAAGGGCACAGGCAGAAAGUCAAGUGAAGAGAAACUUCUUCAGAUAUGAGCUGUAAUCUCCAAAUAGCUUUUUAGUAACUUUCGCAAUAAUUUUAUUUAUUUUACUAUUUCUUCUUAAGUAAUUGAGCAUUUUUUUUUUUUUUUAAGAUAACUUCAAUAAUGAAACUAAGUGUGGGGUUAUUUUUUGGAGGCUUCUUUGCGGCUCUAGGGGUUUUGCUUUUUUUGGUGGCAUUUGGAACUGAUUAUUGGCUUCUUGCUACAGAAAUAGGAAGGUGUUCAAAAGCACCUGAAGAUGCUGGGGGAGAGAAGGCCACUUUCCACCAUGAAGGUUUCUUCUGGAGGUGCUGGUUUAGUGGCAAUGUAGGAGAGAAUAAUGCCAGCAUGUGGAAUUUCUGGUAUACUAACCAGUCACCUUCCAAGAAUUGUACACAUGCUUACCUGUCACCAUUUCCUCUUAUCCGAGAUGAACACAACUCAACCUCCUAUGACUCUGCAAUCAUUUAUCGAGGUUUCUGGACAGUUUUUAUGCUCCUGGGAGUGGUCACUAUUGUGAUGGCUAGUUUCUUCAUCAUCUGUGCAGCUCCGUUUGCCAGCCACGUUCUGUACAAAGCAGGAGGAGGCUUUUUCAUCAUUGCUGGUGUCUUGUUUUCGCUGGUAGUCGUGAUGUAUGUCAUCUGGGUCCAGGCGAUGGCUGAUCUGGAAAACUACACAAACAUGAAAAAAAUGGAUUGCACAGACUUUUCUGUUUAUGUACGUUAUGGCUGGUCUUUUAUGUUGGCUCCUGUAGGAGUAUUUUUUGCUUUAUUAGCAGGAAUACUCUUCUUGUUGGUAGGGCGUGCCAUUUAUUUACACUCAGACUAGUUGUACGCUGCUGAAGGGAAUGCAGGAAUCCUAGUGAAACUUCAUGACAGUUGUAAACUGGAACACAGUUUUAUACAUUAUUACCAUCAUGGCAAUCCUAAGUGUGCAGACAGAUUUCUGGAAGUUCUUCUGUUACUUGUUUAAGGGUAAAGGACACAAAACUCUAUACAUGAAGAAACCACCUUAUGUCCCAAGUAUUCGUUUUUAAUUCUUUAGAAGGUACACAUGUGGUUCUCCAUAUUGUACCAUUAGCAGCAUUUUUGCAGUUUUGCAAACAGAGGAAGGCAAAAAUUUUCUGCAACCAAAAGCCCAAAAUGAAGUGGGCCAAAUCAACAUUUUAUACAUUUGUCUUUUAACAUUUACUUUGUGUUUCUGCUUGUGGAGAUUGGUAUAAGGUAAAGGAGAAAACAAACAUUCAAACACAGUAAUUCAAUCUACCUCCUCUCCUGUCUUCCACUACUUGCCUUAGGUUUAAUACAAGCAAACAUGUCUGCACUUUAUAAAAAUAGAGUGCAGUUGUUCAUGCAGCAUCCACGGGAAGAGGACGAGAGAGCAAAUUGCUGUGAACAGCGACCUGGUGCUAGUCCGUAUACGUAAAAGCUUAACUGCCUCCGUUACACGUUUCUCUUUUCUGUAUGCAUUUGAAAGCUGCAUAUUCUGUGUUCUGAAAUACAUGUCUGUUGCACGAUUCUGUAAGCCAAAAUACCGUAGUUAAAUCAGUAGCUGAAGUUAUGCUGAAAUUGUACUUUGAAUGAUAGCAUUAAUAUUUUAAUCAAGUUUUAACCCUUUUAUUUUUGAAUGGAAUAAUUGGCUGCUCCAACAAACAUUUUCCUGAUUGUGUAAAAUGACUUUUUUUAUUAAAAAAGGUUUACUAUGGAGACAGUAUCUAGGACAUGAAAAUGUAUGUUUUAUGUAGACUUAAUUUUCCCCAAUAUUAAAAAUCUGCACUGUAGACCAAA
This is a messenger RNA of Tyto alba (common barn owl), 1837 nucleotides long. RefSeq names its product transmembrane protein 182 (gene TMEM182). The record is from RefSeq and is a predicted model, not a curated record. NCBI's taxonomy places the organism in Eukaryota, Metazoa, Chordata, Aves, Strigiformes, Tytonidae. The coding region runs from base 177 to 878 and encodes 233 amino acids. Gene Ontology annotation, cellular component: membrane. The transcript is spliced from 5 exons.